AUGAAAUAUAUUUUUUUCUUUUUUAUGGUUGUUUUAUAUUUUUUUUGUGUAAAUAAUAUAACUAGUUUAAAAUAUACAAAAACAAACCUGUUAUUUAUUUACAAUAACUUAGAUCUUUUUAAUAAUAAAAUAUUAAAUAGUUCAUUAAAUGUAUUAAAAAAUAAAACAAAUAUAAAAAAUAGAAGGAAAACAAGAUUUAAAAUCUUAUCAUCAUCAGAAAAGGAUGGAGAAAUAUAUUAUGAAUUAAACCAUGAAAAUGUAGAAAAAGUUUUAAAUUUAAUAAGACCUAAACUACAAAUAGAUAAUGGUGAUGUUGAAUUAGUAGAAAUAAAAAACAAUAAUUUAUAUAUUAGACUACUAGGAAAUUGUGUUACUUGCAGUUCUAAUAGUAUCACUGUUUCACAUGUUAUUAAAAAAACCUUAAAAAAGUAUAUUAGGAAUGAAAAAAAAGAAGAACCAAAUGUGAUAAUAACUAAUUUUGACGAAAUUAAUAAAGAAAAUAUCCAAAAUUGUUUAGAUCAAUUAAAGCCUUAUUUCGAUUUCUUAAAAGUAGAAGUAAUAAUUAAAGAUAUAAUAAUUAAUAAAGAAAAUAUUAAUAAUUCCGUUUCUUUGAAAUUUCAAAAUAUUGAUGAAAACGAAGAAAUGAAAAUACCAUUUAAUAUAAAAAAUGAAAUAACAGAAAGACUAAAGCAGAAAUUUCCUACUUUAACUGUUAAUUUUGAAAAUUGA
This is a messenger RNA of Plasmodium relictum, 729 nucleotides long. It is a transcript of the gene NifU, whose product is annotated as NifU-like scaffold protein, putative. NCBI's taxonomy places the organism in Eukaryota, Apicomplexa, Aconoidasida, Haemosporida, Plasmodiidae. The record is from RefSeq and is a predicted model, not a curated record. Gene Ontology annotation, molecular function: iron-sulfur cluster binding; iron ion binding. The transcript is spliced from 2 exons. Gene Ontology annotation, biological process: iron-sulfur cluster assembly. Bases 1 to 729 code for a protein of 242 amino acids. Gene Ontology annotation, cellular component: mitochondrion.